AUGGAGUUUAUGCAGGCUAGCUCUGCCCAUGGAGCUAAAAAUCAACCAAACUUCUCUCUGAAUAAUAAUAUUACAUUGAGACAUGGAACCAACAACAUCNGAAAGUAUGGUUCUGAUACCAUGUUGGGAAUCACGGACCUCCACAAUGGUAUGAUAUUAUCCACUUUGANGUUGCUCAGUGUGAUGGUUGGGUUACCGGAUUCUGGAGCAUAUCUUGAGAGAAGAGUUCUUGGACUGCGAACAGUGAGAAUUGGAGGCAAAGAUUACUCUGCCCAACCUUGGGGAUACAAGGUUGGCCUAUCGGGAGAGAACUCGCAAAUAUUUUUAGGCUCGGGGUCAGAUGAUACUCAAUGGAGUAAGUUAGAUAACUCCUCUCAGCCACUCACUUGGUAUAAGACUCAGUUUGAUGCACCUCCGGGUGAUGACCCUAUCGCCCUGAACCUUGGUUCCAUGGGGAAGGGUGCAGUUUGGGUUAACGGCUGGGGCAUUGGCCGGUACUGGGUCUCCUUCCUCACCGGAAAAGGGGAGCCUUCACAGAAAUGGUAUCAUGUGCCACGUUCCUUCCUCAAGCCAACAGGAAACCUGUUGGUUAUCUUUGAAGAAGAAACAGGAAACCCGGUUGGGAUUAGUCUGGAUGCUGUUUCCAUUACCAAAACUUAACUUUGUUGGUCCAUGCUCAAUUUCUUUCUUUUAUGAGUCCUAGGAACAAUUGUGCAAUGCUUCCAUUAGUAAUUGGUUCAUGUCAAUUGUCCAACAAUCUAAUUCAAGCCAAAGUUAUCUCGCUAUAAAAUUAAUC
Cucurbita pepo subsp. pepo (vegetable marrow) is the source of this 796-nucleotide messenger RNA. The record is from RefSeq and is a predicted model, not a curated record. NCBI's taxonomy places the organism in Eukaryota, Viridiplantae, Streptophyta, Magnoliopsida, Cucurbitales, Cucurbitaceae.